This is a messenger RNA of Pyricularia grisea, 1170 nucleotides long. RefSeq lists its product as uncharacterized. The transcript has a single exon. The coding region runs from base 1 to 1170 and encodes 389 amino acids. Lineage: Eukaryota; Fungi; Ascomycota; Sordariomycetes; Magnaporthales; Pyriculariaceae. The record is from RefSeq and is a predicted model, not a curated record.
AUGGUAGCAAAGGUCCUGAUAUUUGCUGGAGCGCCAGCCAGUGACAGUCUUGAUUGGACGUCAACAUUACUGCUUAACCAUCUCAUAGAGCCCAUCGCCCACUUCGCCGGCCAGCCGUAUGAGGCGAAUCCCAGGAAUGACACAACCACCAUAUCUAUUCUGGAACAUGCAGUAUGGAGGUCCUUGCCAUUGAACAGGCGCAAGGCGGCGACGGCCCUGGGGGAUGCUACACAGCCAGGCUAUGAUAAUCCAUGGCAGGCCCCGCGGUACUCGAGCCAAGAAGAUACCGAUUUCUUUACCACAGGGGACAUAACCCACCAGAACAAUACGGAGACUUCAUUCCGGUCCUCCGCCUCGGAUCAGAGCGAUGGCAGCCAACAACAGCUGUUCUCGCAGUUUUGCGAAAAGUCGCUGGCGGUGCAUGACGACAUACCCUCUUCUGAACUGGAUGCCGUCUCCUCCAGCCAAGAGCAGUCCUCCUUCCUCACAGAGUCAUCUACAUCAUUUUUAUCCGCGCCUCACAGUGGCGAGUUCUCCCCUCGGCCUCCGCUGCAGCCAGCCUUUGCCCCUGGAGCACAUAUUAGCGAUCUGGCCGAUCUUCCCUCUGCCGCCCACAUUGAGAGCAUCCACCCACAGACCAUGACGGUCAACCUUGUCGUCGGUGUCAUCUCCAUCGAGCCGGUGCGCCAGGUCCGCACCCGCUGGGGCGGCACGCGAACCUUGGCUGAGGUUGUGGUGGGCGACGAGACCAAGUCGGGCUUCAGCAUUACCUUCUGGUUUGAUCCGGACUCGGCGGCAGCUGCAACGGCCCGCAAUCCGCUCGAGGACCUCCGCCGUCAGGACGUGAUCAUGGUCCGCAACGUCGCCCUCCACACCUUUAUGCGCAAGGUGCACGGUCAGGGUUUGAGGAGGGCCGUGACCAAGGUGCACCUGCUGCACAGGAGGCGGCUUGCUGCCGACGACGAUGGUGGCUGCUACUCAGCUGCCGAGCUGGCUUCUUGCGUAAGGAAUCCCGCCGCCCAUCCGCAGCUUCAAAAGACGACUCGGGUCAGGGAAUGGGUUACAAGGUUUGUAGCCGGCAGCGGAACCAAGUUCCAAGGUGGUAAGCGCAAGAGAGAAGCGCAAGGACUGCGUGCAUGGGACGUACCGCCUCCACAUGACACCCAGUAA